Molecule: messenger RNA, 3494 nt
Organism: Oryza brachyantha (malo sina)
Lineage: Eukaryota; Viridiplantae; Streptophyta; Magnoliopsida; Poales; Poaceae
Product: protein RETICULATA-RELATED 5, chloroplastic-like
Exons: 12
Coding region: 141-3476 (1111 amino acids)
Molecular function (GO): phosphatidylinositol binding
Source: RefSeq, a predicted model, not a curated record
AUCGAUCGAUUUCUUCAGAUCUCCGAAUUUGGCGUCGCAUCCUCCUACGCUACGCCUCCCCUUCCUCUCCCUCUCUAACCCCAUAGCCUACAGGCCUAGACCCUACCGUACCUGACCACCACCUCCUCUUCGAGACAGCCAUGAUGGCCGCGGAGCCCUCGCCGGCGGCCUCCUCCGCCGCCGCCGCCGAAGACCUCGAAACCCUCCCACUAGACUCUUCCUACUCGUCCGCCCCCGCCACUGACCCCCUCCUCCGCCCGCCCGCCUCCCCCGCCGCCGCCGCCACCGUCGUGGGGGACCACGACCCCUUCGUCAUCGACGACGAAUUCGUUGUCGACGACGACGACGACAUCGCCCCCGAGCCCGCGCCGGCCGCGCCGCCCCCCGCCGAAGCGCGGGGCCCCGAGUUCGCGCGGAUCGUCGUGUCGGAUCCGAAGAAGCACGCGGAGCCCACGGCGGGGGCCUCCGGCGUGAUCCCGGGCUCCGGGAGCUACUUCUCCUACCUCGUCACCACCCGCCUCGCCGAGAGCGGCGACGAGGUCCGCGUGCGGCGGCGCUUCCGCGACGUGGUGGCCCUCGCGGACCGCCUCGCCGCGGCUCACAGGGGCCUCUUCAUCCCGACCCGGCCGGACAAGAGCGUCGUCGAGGGGCAGGUCAUGCAGCGCCACGACUUCGUUAACCAGCGGUGUAGCGCGCUCCAGCGCUACCUCCGCCGUCUCGCCGCGCACCCCGUUGUUGGCCACAGCCCGGAUCUCCGCACGUUCCUCACCGAGCCUGGUGCCAUCCCCGCCUUUGAGGGCGAGGCGCCACGGUAUUGGACCACAACAGUGAGUUCUAUUGCUCCAUCGGCGCCUGUGAAAGCUGGAAGAGACUUGUUUGGGAUGUUUAAGGGUUUGAAACAGACGGUGGUGAAUGGGAUGGUUGCAACAAAGCCCCCACCGGUGGUGGAGGAGACUGACACAGUAUUUCUAGAACAAAAGGCCAGGCUUCAGGAUUUACAGCAGCAGCUCACCACAACAUCUCAGCAGGCAGAAGCAUUAGUUAAAGCUCGGGAUGAUCUUAAGACAUCUACAGCUCAUUUGGGAAUGACAUUAAUUAAGCUGGCAAAAUUUGAAAGAGAGCAGGCCACAUGUAGUCCACAGAGAAGACGAGCUGCUGAUAUCAACAAUUUUGGAAAUUCUGUUGUCAAGUUCAGCAGAUCACAGGCUAAACUAAAUUCUGAAAUUGUGAAGCACCUGGGUUGUAUCCAUGAAUACCUGGAGACGAUGAUAUCUGUUCACCAUGCGUUUACCGAUCGUUCUAAUGCUUUACACCAUGUGCAAAGUCUGUCAGCAGAUCUAUUUUUCUUGCACGCCAGGGCUGUAAAACUUGAAUCAUUACCAUCUAGAACUGUGGACCAGCAGUGGGAAAGGCACCAUAAGAUAGGGGGUCUUAAAGAAACAAUAAGUGCGACAGAAGCAGAGAAGAGCCAUGCAGUUAAAGAAUAUGAAAAUAUUAAGGAGAACAAUAUGAUUGAAAUUAGAAGAUUCGAUAAGGACAGGCGUCGAGAUUUUGUGGAGAUGCUGAAAGGAUUUAUCGUAAAUCAGGUUUCGUAUUCAGACCAUUAUGCUAAUAUGUGGGCAAAGGUAGCAGAGGAAACUAAAGCUGUGGGGAGGGAUGCCAGGGUGCGGGUCUGGGAGAAGCUGACGGCCGCGAGGGUGGUGUACCUCGGUGAGGCCGAGCUCGUGCCCGACCCCGACGACCGCGUGCUCGAGCUCGAGAUCGUGAAGGGACUCGCGACCAGGUGCGCUGAGGCCGAGAGGGGCGUGGCGCUCGCGCUCGAGGCGUUCCCCUCCGACCUCCAGCAGCAGCUCGACCAGUUCAUGGACGGAAGGAUUGAUGGUAGCAUCCUAAAGUUGUACACAUUGCACUGGCCACAAGACCGGUGGGAGGAGUAUGAACCUCUUCUGAAUUACUGCCGUGAUACUGGAAUUAAGCUUAUUGCUUGCGGAACUCCACUAAAGGUGAAAAGAACUGUCCAAGCAGAUGGGAUUAGAGGACUUUCAAAGGCAGACAGAGAAGAAUAUGCCCCUCCAGCAGGGUCAGGCUUCAUCUCUGGCUUUUCAUCUAUCUCAGGCCGGUCAUUGAUAGACAAGAUUUCAUCAUCUCGUGACUCUCCUUUUGGUCCUACCUCAUAUUUAUCGGCACAGGCAAGAGUAGUUGAUGAUUAUACCAUGUCCAAAAUUAUUCUAAAAGAGCUUAAUGGUGGGGAUACUUCAAGGAUGCUAAUUGUUGUGGCGGGCGCAAGCCAUGUUAUUUAUGGGUCACGAGGAAUUGGUGUUCCUGCCAGAGUAUCUAAAAAAAUGCCAAAGAAAGACCAAGUUGUGGUACUACUUGACCCUGAGAGGCAAAGCAUAAGGAGGGAAGGUGAAAUCCCGGUUGCUGACUUCUUAUGGUAUUCAGCAGCUAAACCUUGCAGUAGAAACUGCUUUGACCGUGCUGAAAUUGCACGAGUUAUGAAUGCUGCUGGUAGGAGACCUGAAGGUUUGCCUCAGGAUCUUCAGAGAGGAAUAGAUCUUGGUGUGGUUUCUCCUGAGAUACUGCAGAACUUUUUUGACCUUGAGAAAUACCCUGUUAUGUCUGAACUGAUUCACAGAUUCCAAGGUUUUCGUGAAAGAUUGCUGGCAGACCCCAAAUUUCUUCAAAGAUUGGCUAUUGAAGAAGCUAUAUCAAUAACGACCACUCUAUUAGCACAGUACGAAAGGCGGAAAGGGCGAUUUUUUGAAGAGAUUGACUAUGUACUCACCGAUACAAUUAGAGGCUCUGUUGUUGAUUUCUUUACAGUGUGGCUUCCUGCUCCUACUAUCUCAGUCCUUUCUUAUGCUGAUGAUGGUUCUGGUGAGAGUUUGGAGUUUGUCAAAGGCCUAUUAGGAUCAUUGCCAGACAAUGCAUUUCAAAAGAAUUUAUUGGGUCAAAACUGGAAUAUGAACCAGAGAGUUGCUGCAGUGUUAGUUGGCGGGUUGAAACUUGCUAGCGUUGGGUUUAUUUCUAGUGUUGGGGCUGGAGCUUCCUCGGAUCUCCUGUAUGCUGCUCGACGUGUGCUUAAACCUUCAGUGAAUGCAGAAGCAGGACGGAAGAGAUCACCUAUCUGGAAGUCAGCAGCUGUUUAUAGUUGCUUUCUUGGAACGUCUGCUAACUUGCGGUAUCAGAUCAUUGCUGGUUUAGUGGAGUAUCGGCUAGGAGAGACUCUAGCUACCAACUACAAUCAGCCACUUCUUGCCAGUUUGUUGUCCUUUGUGGCAAGGACAGUGAACUCAUACUGGGGAACACAGCAAUGGGUUGACCUUGCGCGAUAUACUGGACUACAAAAGACCAAGGAACUUCCUCCUGUUGAGGUCGCCACACCACCCGCUGAAACGUCAGAGUUAGAGGACGGUAGAACUGAAGUACAACAUUUGGAUGACAACAGCAACCAAUCGAACGGUCGAACCGAGUGAUUUGGUUAUUUCACAAUG